Molecule: messenger RNA, 1984 nt
Organism: Photinus pyralis (common eastern firefly)
Lineage: Eukaryota; Metazoa; Arthropoda; Insecta; Coleoptera; Lampyridae
Product: glucose dehydrogenase [FAD, quinone]-like
Exons: 2
Coding region: 98-1861 (587 amino acids)
Molecular function (GO): oxidoreductase activity, acting on CH-OH group of donors; flavin adenine dinucleotide binding
Source: RefSeq, a predicted model, not a curated record
GUUCCGAGGAACUCGCACUCAGUUCCUAUUUCUCCUUUUCUUUGCAUAUGGACGAGGAUACGCCACUGCCGAUGCCAACGGUGUCUUCGACGAGGUGAUGCGUAUUAUGAACGGCGGAUUUAAAUACACAAACGUCCCGGACGCUGAGGAAUACGACUUCAUCGUCGUCGGAGCCGGUUCGGCAGGUUCCGUUAUUGCCAAUCGCCUAACGGAAGUACACCACUGGAAAGUGCUUCUUCUGGAAGCGGGCCGACGCGAAACCACAUUCUCGAAGACCCCGUUCUUGGCGCCCCUUCUACAAUUCACCGACUACAAUUGGAGAUACACAACGGAGCCCACGGAAAAAGCUUGCCUGGGUCUGUUAAACGGAAGAUGUCCGUGGCCCAGGGGAAAGGCGCUGGGAGGAUCGAGCGCCAUCAACUACAUGAUGUACGUUCGAGGAAAUCCGGAUGACUACGACCGUUGGCACAGUUUGGGCAACCCCGGAUGGUCGUACGACGACGUUUUACCUUAUUUUCUUAAGUCGGAAGACGCCAACCUGGCCAACGCCGAUCCCACAUAUCACCGGUCAGGUGGUUAUCAGCGAGUAAGUAAUACGGAAGUCUCGGAAUUGGCCGAGGUGUUCUUCGAGGCGGGACGCGAGCUGGGGUACGAAAAAAUCGACCCGAACACGCGCGAGCAAAUUGGCUUCUGCGAAGUAUACGCGACCGUCAAGGACGGCUAUCGGCAGAGUGUAGCGAGCGCGUUCUUGGAACCGAUGGAGAAGCGAGCGAAUUUGAAGAUCAUCACCGAAGCGCUCGUGGGAAAGGUUUUAAUUGAUCCCAUCACUCGCGAGGCUUACGGCGUGGAAUAUGUUCGAGAUGGCAAACAGUUCACGGCCACGGCGCGGAAGGAAGUCAUCAUUUCAGCGGGCGCAUGCAACAGUCCUCAAAUCCUUAUGUUGUCGGGAGUGGGCCCGCAGCAACAUCUGCACGACCUGGGGAUCAAACCCAUUCACGAUCUUCCAGUUGGCCAAACUCUGUACGAUCACAUCGUCUACAUUGGAACGGCGAUGACAAUUAACACGACCACGAGUUUUAACAUACAAGCAGCUUUGCAGUCGACCAAGGACCUCGCCAAGGACUUACCCAGGAUUCCUCUAGUAGAGGCCUAUGCUUACAUCGCAACUAAUGAAUCGGAAAACAAGAACUAUCCAGACACAGAAAUACACUUGGUGCCCAUCAAUCCGAUGGCGAAGCGCUUCCUGAGCCUUCGAGAGGAAGUGUAUCAGGCAAUACUCUCACAGGUAGAAAAAGGCAACGGCGUCGCUUUAAUUCCCAAACUGCUUCAUCCCAAAUCCGUCGGAUACCUUCGGCUAAAAUCGAGCAAUCCAUACGAUUACCCCUUAUUUUACCCGAACUACUUCAGCGACCCGGACAACGUCGACAAACGAACAUUAAUAGCCGCGACGCGAUUCAUUUACAAGCUAUCGCAAACAAACGCCUUCAAAAAAAUCGACCUUCAAUGGCACGACAGGCAAGCCUCGGGAUGUGAGGAAUUCGAAAAGGACUCCGACGAAUACUGGAGUUGCGCGUUGGAGCUGCUCACCACGUCGGGAUUUCACCAGACGUCCACGUGCAAAAUGGGCCCGGCGAACGAUCCCAUGGCCGUCGUGGACAACGAGCUGAAGGUGUACGGCAUCGGGCGGCUCCGAGUCGCCGACGCCAGCGUGAUACCCAUACCAAUGUCCGACCAUCUGAACGCCCCCACGAUUAUGAUAGGAGAAAAGGCCGCCGAUUUCAUUAAAGCGGAUUGGAAGAACGGCGAUCAGUCCUGUCUCGAUAGCGAAGAGGACGACAAUGAGAUAUGUCACCGCUUUUAGGAUCUGACACCAGAAGGCGCUGUCACGAAAAAUAGUCCUUUAUAUAAAGUAAAAUUAUUUACUUAUUUCUCCACUUGAAUUUCCUCCACGUUAAUUGAGUCGUUUACAAGCCCUUAGUAAGAG